AAGCCUUGUUUUUUUUCCAACAUUAGCUGAUUCAACAGUCUGUUUCUCUUUCCUUCCCAGAGAGAUUCAACAAAAACCCACAUAUAAUUUCCAAAAAUUUUCAAUUUUUUCUCCAAUUCAAAAUCUUCUGGAAGAAAAUCUUCAUACCCUUCAAGAAUUUCAGCUGAAUUUCUUCCUUCCUUUUUUGUUCGUUUUGAGUUUUGUCUUUCCAUUUCUACAAGAACAGCACUCGUUCCAAUUUUUGGAGUCUAGGGUUUUGUUUCCUGGAGGUUUUGCUUUUUCUUUUUUUAAAUCGAGAAAUGGGUAGCAGAAAAGAGGAAGAGAGAAACGAGAAGAUCAUACGUGGUCUCAUGAAGCUGCCGCCUAAUCGUCGGUGUAUCAACUGCAAUAGCUUGGGUCCUCAGUAUGUUUGUACGAAUUUCUGGACCUUCAUAUGUAUGACUUGCAGUGGAAUACAUCGUGAGUUCACUCAUCGUGUUAAGUCUGUAUCUAUGGCUAAGUUUACUUCUCAAGAAGUUGAAGCACUUCAAAAUGGUGGUAAUCAGCGUGCAAGGGAAAUGUAUUUGAAAGAUUGGGAUCCACAAAGGCAGAGACUUCCUGAUAGCAGUAAUGCUGAUAAAGUUCGUGAAUUUAUAAAGAAUGUCUAUGUGGAUAAGAAGUAUGCAGGAGGGAAGACCUCUGACAAGCCUCCUAGAAGUGCACAGAACCAUAGAAGCUUUGAGGAAGAGACAAGACGUGCUAGUUCCUAUCAUUCUUACUCCCAAAGUCCACCUUAUGAUUAUCAAUAUGAAGAACGUCGUUAUGGAAAACAAGCUGCUGUCCUCAGUAGGACCCCUGGUUCAGAUCGAGGCUAUUAUGCUGCCAAGCUGUCUAGUUUUGCCUAUAGUCCUAAUCACUCGAGUGAUCAGAUGUACGAAGACAGGUUUGCUAAUGAGGGCUCUGUUUCUAGGGUCUCAGACUAUUCUGUGUCAAGUGGAGGUGAUCCCUUCAGAUGUGGUACAGAGUCUCCAAGUUUCCAAAGAGAUAAUGGAAUCAGCAGCCCACCUGUUGAGCCUGCAAGGGAAAUUUUGAGUUCAAACGGACAACAUCAAACAGUAGAUUUAUUUUCAGAGGCAAAUUUUAGAAGAGAAACAGAUGGAACUCCACACCCGCAGAGAACCACAUCAAUGGAAAAUGUUCGAUCAUUUGAUGGCAACUCCAUGUCUCUGAAGUCAUAUAAUUCAGGUAGUUUUGGGGAUGCUGUCUCUGGACCUGAACAACCUGUUGGAACUCCCCAAACUAGAAAACCUACUUCCCCACGAGCAUCUCCUCCUGUGAAUUAUGGAGGCUUGGACCUUUUUAGCUCAUCGGUUAUACCAGAAUCAAAUUCCACUGGGGUUGCUGCAAUUGAUUUGUUUCAGUUACCAGCAACAUCCGCAGCUCCAUCAGCAGACUUUUUCCAUCCAGCCACAAUAUCUUCAUCUUCAUCAAUGAAUUCUUAUCAAUCUUCUCAAACGUACCAUCCUUUUUCUAUAGACCUGUUUGCUGAUACUACUGAGCAGCAGCCACCUGUAAAAUUGCCAGGGUUUUCUAUUCAGAAUAAUGAAGGAUGGGCAACUUUUGAUACUCAGCCGGCAGCAUUCCAGGGAACUGAAAAUAUAACCCCUGCUGAAGUGUCCAGUGGUGGAGAUUCUGUAAUGAAGUUUGAUCCCUCAAAAGAAAAUGCAAAUGUGCAGUGGCCACAAUUUCAGCAUUCAAGUGCUGAUAACCCUCGCUUAUCAAUUUCUAUUCCAGGGCAAGAGAGUUUAUCUGGUGUUGGAGAUUCUUCAACUAAGUUUGAUCAGGUCUCCAUGAUAAAUGCUAAUAUGCAGUUGGCAAGAUUUCAGCAUUCAAGUCCUGACAAGCCUGUUUCUUCAAUUUCUAGUCCAGGGCAGAAGGGUUUAUCCAGUGUUCAAGCUCCUCCUGUUUCAAUAACUACUCAGUUUUGGGAGUCAUGGAAUGCCUUUGAUGAUUCCACCGCAAACUUCUCGUUGGGGGGCAUUAAACAAACUGGUGAACUACCCACAGCAUCAUAUGACCAUUCAUUAACUGCCAAUCAACAUUUGAGCUUCGAAGGCUUAGAGGACUUCAGCAAUGAUGGGAUUCAGUCAACUGCAUCCUUUGGUGGUUCUUGUAUAACAGCAGACAUCACUAUGGAAGCAUCAUAUACUCAACCCAUGGUUCCUCCCAUGGGAGAAAGCAAGAUGCAUCUGAAUGGCUAUAAAUCAACAAAUCCAUUUGAUCUUCCUUAUGAUUCUGAUCUGGAACAGAACAAUAUGUUCUUGGACAUGAGUUCAUUGCAAGCUGCACUGCCUGAUGCCCAGUUGCCGUCCACCUUUGUUGGUGGUGUGUCACAACCGUGGUUUCAUCAAAACACAGUUAGCUCUUAUAUUCCAGCAGUUCCACAAGGUGGCUUAACGUACAUGGGAGGGCAAACAUCAAGUUCUCAACUAUUGAAUGUCCCAGCACAAGAGCAUGUUGCUUCUAUUGGGGGAAAUCCUUUUGCUUAAGGAUUCUCUACUAGCGAAGGGCCCUUUCCUCUUGGUAAUAUAAUCUUGAGUAACUAAUUUUAGCUGCUCUUCCACACUGUAAAAUCCAAAAUUGUUGCGGGUAUUGUUUGUGUUUGUAUUCUUUGUAAUAAUAGAAUAUGUGCGGCUGUCAAAAUCCCUUGUUGCUUGGUGUAUCGAAGGUCUCCAUAUGUGUGUGCUAAAUUAUUUUAGAGUUAAGGUAGCUAUAGAAAUUUAAUUUGUUACUUUUUCGAACCAACAGAAGUGUACUUUUAGUUCAGUCAGUGUUAAAGUUCUGCUGGAUAUUAAGAUGCUGUUAGCUAUUCAUACUGGCUAUAGUUUGGAUUGUCAAUUUCAUCUUAAUGCAUAAUUGGAUCAUAUUGAUAUA
Molecule: messenger RNA, 2913 nt
Organism: Carica papaya (papaya)
Lineage: Eukaryota; Viridiplantae; Streptophyta; Magnoliopsida; Brassicales; Caricaceae
Source: RefSeq, a predicted model, not a curated record